Molecule: messenger RNA, 469 nt
Organism: Nematostella vectensis (starlet sea anemone)
Lineage: Eukaryota; Metazoa; Cnidaria; Anthozoa; Actiniaria; Edwardsiidae
Exons: 4
Coding region: 116-469 (117 amino acids)
Source: RefSeq, a predicted model, not a curated record
GCCAUUGCCAACCUGCGCGAGAGGAAUAUCACCAUCCGAAAUGCCAGUGGAAGAAUCAUUGAAAGAAAUGACGAUCCUAUUGACGUUGUAGACGCAACGACACUAAUGGUCUUUCAUGACUUGGGGCGGACACUACCAGGCCACCUUUUCCGACCUUUGUUUGGUAGUGUUGUGCCCAACCCUUGCUGGAGACCCAGAAGUAAGGGCCACUAUUGACUUAAGCAAUGUUACCCAGGAUCGCAUACAAGCUGCUGUAGCAGAGGCUGAGGCGAGACUGGCCCUUACAACCGAAUCAAUAGACAGACAAAAUAGACGUGACCAGCAAGACAGAGAGUACGAAGAAGGGUUAAGAAGGGAUCAAGAGAGGGUAAGCAGUUCAUGGACAAGCAUCCUCGAGGACCCUGGACGUCACGGAGACCGACACACAGGGAGCUCUUUUUUCUCGCGCGCUCCUAUUUGCAAAGAAUGA